Molecule: messenger RNA, 1950 nt
Organism: Penicillium arizonense
Lineage: Eukaryota; Fungi; Ascomycota; Eurotiomycetes; Eurotiales; Aspergillaceae
Product: anion exchange family protein
Exons: 5
Coding region: 1-1950 (649 amino acids)
Biological process (GO): monoatomic ion homeostasis; monoatomic anion transport; borate transport
Cellular component (GO): plasma membrane; fungal-type vacuole
Molecular function (GO): borate efflux transmembrane transporter activity; solute:inorganic anion antiporter activity
Source: RefSeq, a predicted model, not a curated record
AUGCACACUUCGGCGUCCGCUCAGCGGAAACCUUCCUUGCAGUCGCAGCGUCUAUCAUCUGUGCGCUCAAUGCGUUCCGGAAGAUCAAGCCAUGCAUCAACGCGUGAACCCGCCCAGGCGGCGGAGCAGCACAACACCGUCCGAGAGGCCUCGCAGCGCCAUACAUCGACCGCAACAUCGGCUCACUCGGCCAAGCCAAAAUGGUGGCAUGUUCAUUUAUUCCGUGGGAUGGUGGAUGAUGUUAAGCGUAGAGCGCCGUAUUAUUGGAGUGAUUGGACUGAUGCGUGGGAUUAUCGCGUCGUUCCUGCGACAGUUUAUAUGUACUUUGCUAAUAUCUUACCUGCUUUGGCUUUCUCUUUGGAUAUGUUUGAGAAGACGAGUCAGAGUUACGGGGUAAAUGAAGUUCUACUUGCGUCUGUCCUUGGGGCUAUUGUGUUCUCUCUUUUUGCGGCGCAGCCGUUAGUUAUUGUUGGUGUUACUGGUCCUAUCACUGUGUUCAACUAUACUGUCUACGAUAUCGUGGCCCCUCGGGGAACGCCUUAUCUUGCUUUUAUGUGUUGGAUUGGCAUUUGGUCGUUGAUUAUGCACUGGAUUUUGGCUAUCACCAAUUCCUGCAACGCAUUAACCUACGUCACCCGAUUCUCCUGCGACAUCUUUGGAUUUUAUGUUGCUUGCAUCUAUCUUCAGAAAGGUAUCCAAGUACUCACCAGACAAUGGGGCUCCGUGGGAGAAACAUCCGCAUACCUGGCCAUCAUGGUCGCGCUACUCGUCCUGAUGAGUGGAUGGAUCUGUGGAGAAUUGGGUAACAGCAAUCUCUUCAAACGAUUCAUUCGGAAGUUCCUUGAGGACUAUGGCACACCUCUUACCAUCAUCUUCUUCACUGGCUUCGUUCACAUUGGCCAUAUGAGGGAUGUUGAUGUGGCUACACUUCCUACCAGCAAGGCCUUCUUUCCCACUCUGGAUCGUUCAUGGCUGGUGCGAUUCUGGGAUAUCGACGUUGGUGAUAUCUUCCUCGCUAUCCCAUUCGCACUGCUUCUCACUAUUCUCUUCUACUUCGAUCACAAUGUCUCCUCCCUCAUUGCCCAGGGAACCGAAUUCCCCCUCAGAAAGCCAGCCGGCUUCCACUGGGACCUCUGGCUCCUCGGCCUCACAACAUUCAUAGCUGGUCUCCUAGGAAUCCCCUUCCCGAACGGUCUAAUCCCGCAGGCACCUUUCCACACAGCUGCUCUGUGCGUCACCCGCCAAGUCGCAGACGAGGACGACACAAACAAAGGCAAAGCCAUCCGGAUAACAGACCACGUCGUUGAGCAGCGAGUCAGCAAUUUCUCCCAGGGUGUUUUAACCCUAGGCACAAUGACCGGCCCACUACUCAUUGUCCUGCACCUGAUUCCGCAGGGCGUCAUGGCCGGUCUUUUCUUCAUCAUGGGUGUUCAAGCUCUACAGGGCAACGGCAUUACACAGAAACUGAUCUUCCUCGCCCAAGACAAGAACUUCACGCCUGCUUCAGAACCUCUCAAGCGGAUUGAGCGCCGUGUUGCAAUUUGGGCUUUUGUCCUUCUUGAAUUGGUCGGUUUCGGUGCUACUUUUGCUAUUACGCAGACCAUCGCUGCUAUCGGUUUCCCUGUUAUUAUUCUGCUUCUCAUCCCCGUGCGCACGUUCCUUUUGCCUAAGUGGUUUACUCGUGAGGAGCUGGCUGCGCUGGAUGGCCCCACUGCUAGUCCGUUUACUAUGGAAAGUGUUGGUGGUACUCAUGGGCAUGAAGAUGAUUCCGAUGAGGCGGUAGCUAGUGGAGCUAAUGGGUCUUCGAAUGGAGGUGACGGGGUUUUGGGGAGUCGCCACUCGACUUCUUCUGACUCGGCUGUUGAGGAUAGUGAUCUGGAGCGUGGAGAGGCGUACGAGCUUCCUUCUCGAGUUUCGCGUCGGAGAAGCACAGCUAGCAGGAUAGACUGA